Pocillopora meandrina is the source of this 1647-nucleotide messenger RNA. The record is from the annotation of a GenBank genome assembly. NCBI's taxonomy places the organism in Eukaryota, Metazoa, Cnidaria, Anthozoa, Scleractinia, Pocilloporidae.
AUGGCCUCUAUCGUAAUUUCCGUGUUUGAAAUUGCAGUUGGUUUGCUUGGGGCCAACAUAAAAGGAAAGGCAGCGGAGAUGCUUAGAGAUGGAGAUGUAACCGAUGAAGAAUGUCGGGAUUUGGUCAUGACGGAAAUCAAUGACAUCAAAUCAAUGUUGAAAGGAGUUUCAAGGAAAGACUUGAGAGCCAGUAUCUCUUAUUUUAAAGAAGGCAUUGGGUACUUAUAUCAAUUCUUUGACGAGGCAAGGAUCCAUCGCGAGUACAACGCGGAAACAGCGCAUGCUGUUAGCAAUGAAGCCCUUUUGCUCACAGAAGAAAUGACAAAAUUGGAUCUUAAGGGCUUGGAUGACUCUACCAACCAAGAUCUUUCAAGUGCAAAAGAGCGAUUCAAACUUGCUCGGGAAAAAGCCACAGAGGCUUUCGCUAAUGAAGCACUAAACAUAUCCGACCGCCUUCUUGCAACACGAUACCGAAUUAUGGCGACCAUACUUGAGACAGUGGACAAUCCCAAAAGAGCAUUAGUACCCUGCAAAGUAUGCAUUGAAGAAUUAAAUUGCCUUCCAGCGGUUCAGAAUAAUUUUGGUGUUCAGGUUACAAGAGGCAUCAAGUCUGUCAAGGGUUGGUUUAGAAAAAAGGAACGAGGGACACUAAUUUCCAGUGUAUGUUCCAUGAAUCGGGUCCUCUACGAUGUCUCACGAAUAGUGCUCGGUAGAUGUCCUUUGGAGAAGGCAUGGCCCACUGUUGAUACCGGAGGGAGCGCAGUUGAUCCAUUGCGUGACGAAAGAAUAAUUAAUGCGCUCCGAAAUCAGGGCAUUGAGGAUUUUUGCGUGAAAUGGUCCUUUGGUAAGGACGAACUGAAAUGGGUGUCAGGCAUCGCUACAAACUCUAGCGGACAAUUUAUUUUGACAGAACACGCAAGUGCCAAUAUCAAGGUGUUUGACAGCCACGGCAAGUUGAAAAAACGUAUCAGUCUACCGGACAAGGCGAUUCCUUUGGAUGUAGCCACUGACUUCAACGACGAUAUCUAUGUGCUGGUUGUCAUCUUGUCUUCAGAUGAGGUAAACUCGAAUACCAGCCGCUGUUCAGGAAAUGAGCCCAAAUUCCCCCCCUCGAGAGGAUCGAAGACCGAAUCUCAGAAAUGUGUGGAAAUCGAGGCUAUCGAUGAGGGAACCCUAUGGGUUUACAAGUACACUGAAACUGACGUCUAUCAACAACCUUCGGGCAAAGGAGGCUGGGAUAGCAAGCUAUCGGUCGAUGAGCGUGGUAAUAUGAUUGUUUUGAGGAUCGGGAAUGGGAUGUCUAUGGAACGUGCGUUGGAAAAAUAUGACAUUAAGUGGCGGCUUGUUCGCAGGUUUAGAGAGGAAACUGCAAUGAAAAACUUGAGGGAUAUCACUUCUGUUAAUGACGGUCAAGUCAUGGCAUUGGAUAAGGCGGGUCGCCUUAUUCACAUCUUCAGUGAAAACGGGGAACAUCUUCGGGAGUUUAAGCUGCAAACAAUCUAUGAACCCGACAUCAUAACUUUUCAUCGGAAAAGUGGACAUGUCGUUGUAGCUGGUGUUAGAGAAGAGAACGAGUGUCUGGUUGUGGAAAUAUACACCAAAACCGGCAAGUUUAUACAAAGCUUCCAAAUCUACGAGAAAGGAAUA